AUGGAUUAUUUCUUCAUACUGAGGCGUGACCAGCGGGACGUGCUGGUGACAAAGGAGAUUCCGGGUGCUGAUCGGUGGGCCGACCAUCGCCUAACCAUCUCCGAGAUUCGAAUUCGCCUAGAGCAUCGCAGGAGGCCUCAAGAUAAGCACCCCCGAGGUAAGCUGAAUAUUGCUCUGUUGUCUCUGCCAGCUCACCACCUGCAUUUCAGCAAUGACCUGGCUCAAAGGCUAGCCAACCUUCCAGUCGCCGCCGACGAGGAUGCUCCUAUGAAGAACCAAUGGUGUCAACUGCGGGACACAGUGCAGUCAACGGCUCUGGUUGUCCUCGGUCGCGCAGGACGCCAGCACCAGAACCGGUUCGAUUAUAGCGACGCAGCCAUUGGAAACCUGCUCGCCGAGAAGAACCGCUUGCACAAAGCCUUCAUCGACCUCCCCACCGGCCACAACAGAACUGCUGUCUACCGUCAUCGCCCGCUUGUGAAACACCGGCUGUGCGGGACGCAAGACGCCUGUAGGGUUCUCAAGACAGAGGAAAUCCAAGGGUACACGGAGCGCGACGAAUGGAAAAGUGCUUCACCGUGA
This is a messenger RNA of Spirometra erinaceieuropaei, 582 nucleotides long. The record is from the annotation of a GenBank genome assembly. Lineage: Eukaryota; Metazoa; Platyhelminthes; Cestoda; Diphyllobothriidea; Diphyllobothriidae.